This is a messenger RNA of Lates calcarifer (barramundi perch), 4877 nucleotides long. RefSeq names its product collagen, type VI, alpha 1 (gene col6a1). The record is from RefSeq and is a predicted model, not a curated record. The transcript is spliced from 35 exons. Lineage: Eukaryota; Metazoa; Chordata; Actinopteri; Centropomidae. Bases 223 to 3255 code for a protein of 1010 amino acids.
CCACCCCUUCUGGUCCUCCUCUGCGCGCUCUGGGUCUCGCCUCGGACAAACUGCGGCGGAGCGCUGGUACACCUAAAAGUUCGCCGAAUUGUUUAUUAGAGGUGCCGGGCUUUGGGAGGCCGGAGAGGUUCGGUGUUUGUUUGUGUAGGGAGCGGGGGUGUUGUUUUUUUGUUUGUUUGUUUGUUUUUUUGUUGAGUUUUUAGGGUUUUUUGCAGUUUAAUCAUGGAGACUCUUAGAGGUCUCCUUGCGCUGCUGUGCGCUUUCCUGGUUGGAGCGCAAACGCUGGACCAAAGACAGAGAUUUGCGGAUUGUCCCGUUGAUCUUUUCUUCGUACUGGAUACAUCAGAGAGUGUCGCCCUCAGGCAGACACCUCACAACUUUUAUAUUGACCAGAUCAAAGAUUUCGCCAAGCGCUUCAUAGAUGAACUCAGGGAUAUGCGACACGAAUGUGACCGCAUCCUGACGUGGAAUUCAGGAGCGCUGCACUACAGUGACGAUAUCAUCAUUGUGCGAGAGCUGAGUGACAUGAGCGUUGAUCGUCAGAACCUGAAGAAAGAUAUCGAUGGUAUCUCAUACAUCGGCAAGGGCACAUAUACUGACUGCGCCAUCAGAAGGGGUCUUGCUGAGCUGCUCGUUGGGGGUUCCCACCACCAUGAGAACAAGUACAUUGUGGUAGUGACUGAUGGUCAUCCUAUUACUGGUUACAAAGAGCCAUGUGGAGGAGUGCAGGAGGCGGCUAAUGAGGCCAGGCAACAUGGAGUCAAAGUGUUCGCUGUCGCCAUCUCACCUGACCAGGAGGAAACCAGGCUGUCAAUCAUUGCCACAGACCAGACGUACAGACAGAACUUCACCGCUGCAGACGAUGCCAGAUCCACCAAGAUGGGAACCAUUCGCACCAUCAUUGAUAUGAUCACAAACGAGACAAAGGAUGUGUGUUGCUCUUUUGACUGCAGUGCUCCAGGAGGGCCCAAAGGACCAGACGGAGACCUUGGUGGAAAGGGAGAAACAGGUAGACCAGGAAUGCCAGGAGAGAAAGGAGAUAUUGGUGACGUGGGUCACAUCGGAGAUCCUGGUCCUGUUGGUUACAGUGGAAUGAAGGGAGACCGUGGUGCCAGAGGAGAGAAGGGUGAUAGAGGACACAAAGGCUACAAGGGAGACAAAGGUCAAAGGGGAAAUGAUGGAACUGAUGGACGCAAGGGUGAAGCUGGUUUCCCUGGUCUUCCCGGCUGUAAAGGAUCUCCCGGAGCAGACGGCCAGCAGGGAGACUCUGGACCAAAGGGAGACCCUGGUCCUUAUGGACAGAAAGGAGCAAAAGGAGAUCCUGGAAGAGACGGUGUACCAGGAUUGCCUGGAAACUAUGGACCUCUGGGACCUCAGGGUGAUCGGGGUCCUCGGGGAGCUGAUGGGGACAAAGGAGAGCGUGGUGAUGAUGGCCCACCUGGACAGGAUGGAUCUCCUGGCGAGAGAGGACAAGUUGGAGAGAAGGGGGAGCAAGGUUCCCGUGGAAACAGAGGUCCAAGAGGAGAUCCGGGAGAGCCAGGACCCCGUGGAGAGCAGGGGAGGGAGGGCUCAGCUGGCGGCAAUGGAGAUCCCGGUGAGCCUGGCAGGCAGGGAGCUCCUGGCUACAGAGGAGAUGAAGGCCCACCUGGACCAGAGGGACCCAAAGGGCCGAGAGGAAUCAAAGGAGCUCCAGGAGACAGAGGCCCAAUGGGGGAGAGGGGAGAAGAUGGUGCCCCAGGAAAUGGUACUGAAGGUUGUCCUGGUUUCCAGGGUUAUCCUGGGCCCCGCGGGGAUCCUGGUGAGCCGGGUGGCAAGGGAACCCCUGGACCCAAAGGAGAUGAUGGAGAGCCCGGAGAUUCAGGCCUCGAUAACAACGACCCAGGGCCUCCAGGACCUAAAGGGGCCAAAGGUCACAGAGGACCUGAGGGCAGACCGGGACCUCCUGGGCCUCCUGGACCACCAGGAACUGAUGAAUGUGAAAUUCUGGAUAUCAUCAUGAAGCUCUGCUCCUGUUGUGAGUGUAAGUGUGCAUCUCUGGACCUGGCGUUUAUUGUGGAUAGCUCAGAGAGUAUUGGUGCCACAAACUUUGCUCUUGCCAAAGACUUUGUCAUCACAGUCAUAGACAGACUGAUGAAAGACCAGCAAGUCAAGUUUGCAGGUAAUGAGUCCAGGUUGAGUGUUGUCCAGUACAGUGGAUCACGGGCACAAGAAAUUGUCCAACUGGGCUCCGCCAACGCCGCUACCCUCACCGAAUUUAAACAGGCAGUGAGAGAUUUGCACUGGCUGGCUGAGGCCACAUACACUGGUGAGGCCCUCGACUUCGCUCUGAACAACACAAUCAAACUGAUGAGGCAAGAGAACCGAGUCGUUCUCGUUCUCACCGACGGCCGCUCUGACAUUAUCAGGGACAAGACUCCCAACAACAUACUCUGUGGUAAAAACAUCCGGGUGGGUGGUUUAGGAGUUAUGGACUACUCAGGCCGUCAGCCCAACCAAGAGCAGCUUGAAGAUGUGGUGUGCAAGAGUGACCCCAAACCAGGCUUUUCCUUUGUCCUGAAUAACUUUGCUGAGCUGCUAGAUGACACUUUCCUACAGAACCUCACAUCCAGAAUCUGUCAAGAUAAGAGAUGCCCAGACUACAAAUGUUCCAUCACUUUCACUGAGGGUGCUGAUAUUUUGAUGAUGAUGGACAGCUCGGCUAGUGUGGGCCAGAAGAACUUUGACAUAAGCAAGACCUUCGUCCAGCAGCUGGCCAAACGCUUCCUGACAGCAAAGAGGAACAGGGGUGCUACGGUCAGAGUAGGCGUGGGCCAGUACAGCCGAAGUGCCCGCUUGGAGCAGGCGCUGACUACCAAUUUGACCCUGCUGACUCAUCACAUUGAGGAGGCAGCUUUCCAAAAUGACGGCACCAACGUGUUAGGAGCCAUGGAAUUUGCCAUCCGCAGUUUAACUGGGCGAGGGGACGCAUCGGGAGGCAACAAGAAGCUGGUGCUGUUCUCUGACGGCAGGUCUCAGGCCGUCACCGAGGCUGUGCUGGAGAAGCGUGUUCGUGAUGUGGCGGACGCUGGGGUGGAGCUCUUUGUCGUCGCUGUCGGCAACCAGGUCAACGAGGCAAACCUCCGCAUACUGGUGAGCAAGGGGAACCUGAACGACAUCUCCUACGCCCAGCGCCACCUGUUCCGUGUCGCAGAUUACCCCUCUCUGCUCCGCGGGGUCUUCCCCCAGACCGUCUCCCGCAGGGUCUCCUUGCGCUAAAUGCAGAGCCCCCAACAACAGGACCAACACGCUUUACAUUUUUAGUCCCAUUAUGAAUAUUCAGUCUCACUCAUUUACCAUACACUGUGUUCAAGUACUUUUUUUUUUUAAGGAAAAAUGUCACUAAACGACAAAUGAUUGUGUGGCAGACAAAUGAAAUGUCUUCAUGGGACCGUUUUACCCUGAGUUUUGCCUCCAAGGAAGAACAUCUCAGGCUUUGCACAAAUUCCAUCCUCUAUCCUUGGAUCUUUAGCCCUUAACCCAAGUGAUGGUACCAUUUUAGAGGUUAUCGUGAAAGUAAACAAUUGAAAGGAAAUGUUAGGAGGCAAAGCUCAGGAUGAAAACGACCUAUUUCAAAGAGUAUCACUCCAGUCCUGGAGAGCCAUCAGAAAUGGCUACAUCUAAACUUAUUUCUAGCUUUCACUAGCAUUGAGCUGAUUUCUACUCAGGUAUUCUGCAUCCCUGUAUCACCAUUAGCUUUGACUUACUUCAAGUAACUAGUGUGAGUUGAAAAUGGCUCAUUGAGGCUAUACUCUUUGUCUCUCCAGGACUGGAGCCCCUUCCAUUUGAAGGAUUGCGUUUAGUGUCUAAUGUGGAGUCAUUUUUAUAGCUCUUACCACUUUCUCAAAUAGUGCCAGAUGUGAACUGUCACAAUUUUACAUAAUAAGAACACAGGUGAACCAACCAGAGCUGUGAACUGAAAACUUACAGAUAAAAAUUCCUUGGCGCGUGCCUGCUGUAAGUAUAUGACUGUUAACCUGGAAGGCUGGCUCAUGAUUGGCCAGUCAGCUUUAUUUUAAGUUUUGCCCUUAUAAAGCUUAUGGAAAAAUCCAUUGCAAAAGUCAUAACAUUUAACCGACUUGGUAAGAACUUACAACUGACGUCACUUGAAAGCUCUAUUAGGUCACCAAACAAACAGGGGAGACAGGAUGUGACAUCAGGCAAACAAAACCCAUCAGCACUUAAAUUUGGUACUAAUGAAGACACAGCAGCUGGACUCAAUAUGUGUGUGUCUGUAUCUGUCUGUGUGUGUGUGUGUGUGUGUGUGUGUGUGUGUGUGUGUGUGUGUGUGUGUGUGUGUGUGAGCACCUCAGUGUGCACAAGAUUUACUGUAUGUAUGUGUAGGUGGUGGCAAGGCAAUUUUUUUCUUUACAAGUGGCCUCAGGCAAUUGUUCCAUAAACAGCUGUGCUGGGGCCACUGGUUCAAAUAACAGAAUGACAGAAACCUGUUCUUUAUUGUCAGUGCAGUGCAGAGGCCUCACACACACACACACACACACACACACCUUUGCACUUCAUCAGUGAGGUAGGAAAACAUCUGUCAUGGUUCAAGGCUGGAAAAUAAACCUAAUGGGACUCAUGCUGUGAGUCCCUCACACCCUCACAACAAACACACACAAAACACACACAUGCCUACAAGAUCCCCUCAAAUGUAAAUUCUGGACAUUCAGUUUUGUUGUCAUCAGUGGCCCAGAGUUGCUGUGUCGCUGUUAUUAUCUGUGGUGCUAUUAGUCUCAGUGUAUCAGCCCAUACCCGUGUUGUUAAAGAAGACUUUUUUUUCUGAGGAUACACAACCUCAGUAGUGUUGUAAGAGCUCCUUCAAUAAAGGUUGCUACACCAAA